AGGUGCCACAAGUACUCCUGUUCUUCUUUUUGCGGAUACAGACUAACACGGCUGCUACUCUGAAACCUCUCACAAAUUUGUGAAGUGUGGGAGACUCACUGUUAUAUUUGUAAGGAAAGUGAGGUCCCUUGAGUUUAGGAUAGUCUGAGGUAGAGAGUAUCUGGGAAAAAAAUACUAAAUAUGUAAGGGAUUGAUUGCAGAUUAAUACCUAAACUUUUGGAUGGAUAGAUAGAAAUGACAUUUAAAGAUAUUAUUUAUACAAAUAUUUCUUCAUCACAUUUUCCUAUGUACACAUAUAUACACAUGCAUAAAAAACUGCUUGCUGUAGAGAAAUAUUUAAUAUUUUUGGUUGGGUGAGUAAAAUAUUCCUUGUUUUUUAAUUUCCAUUAUCCUGUUAUAGGAAGGGUUAGUACAUUGUUGUUUAGUGGUAAAUUUUCAUGACCGUUUUGCAGUGCUCAAUUGCAUACAGUUAGAAUAUGUAUAUUUAUUAAUUUCUCUACAUUCAUAUACUCUUGUAGCCACAGUGUGUUUGGUAGUAGUGUUUUUGUUUGUCAUUUAUCUUAAAAACAAAAACAACUUUUUAUACAGUCUUCUGACACUGUUCUUUGGAGACUGAGAAGAAAGAAAUGUAUUCAUUGGAUGGCUUAAUAAGAAAUAUUUUACUAAUGAUAUUAAAAAAGACUGUCUAAACAAAGUUUUGUUUUUCUGUCAUUUCAUAAUGCAUGGAAGACAGCUGGCAGGUUUCAGGGAGGUUUAUCCUUUUUAAGAGGGACUAAUUUGCCUUGAUAUAAAUAGCUUUCAUUUCAUCUGAAUCCCUAUUUAUCUAGGAUUUAUGAGAAUAUUUUAUUUACAAAUAAAAUAAAUAUGUAAAAUAGAUAACUUAGAUCUAGAAGAAGGAUUUUAUCCACUCUCAGUUCUGCUGUCUCUAUUAUUGAUAUUGGCUGUUCAUAUUCUUUGUCCUUAAUUCUGGGAGUAAAACAAUGAUUGAAUGGAAAUUGGGUUCAGUAUUUAAUAUAUGGGCAAUGGGAGAGUUUUGGAGAGAUACAUAUAGCAUUAUGUAAUCCUACCUACUUGAUAUUUUCGCACUCCCCCUUUUUCCCCAUAAGAGAUUAGGGAUAAAUGAAAUUGCUGUGAUUAAUUUAAUAAAUGCUAUCAGAGAGCUUUAUUACAGUAGGUCAUUUGUCCAUCUUCCUGCCAAUAUAGGGCCGUUCUUGAUAAUAUAAUAUUCAGCCUAGUUUUAAAUGACUGAAGGGAUGGGUCUUUGUCCUCUUCACUUUGGAAAUCUGCAUAGUCAAAUAGAAAUGGGUUUUAAAUUCCAUAUUUUAAUCAUGCGAUUAAUCACACUGUUAAUAAUAGAAUACCAUUUAUUUAAAUAUUUUUGGAUGUUUUCUACAUUUUCAAAUAUAUUGAUUUCAGUUACAACACAGAAUACAAAGUCUGCAGUGCUCUCUUUAUAUUUAUUUUUUAUUACAAGUAUUUGCACAGUUAAAAAACAAAAGAAAUAAUAUUUUUAAAUUCACCUAAUACAAGUAAUGUAGUGCAAUCUCUUUAUCAUGAAAGUUGAAUUUACAAAUGUAGAAUUAUGUACAAAAGAACCUGCAUUCAAAAAUAAAACAAUGUAAAAUUUUAGAGCCUGCAAGUCCACUCAGUCCUACUUCUUGUUCAGCCAAUCACUCAUUUUCAUUAUCUAAGUCAGAUGUCACUAGCAGAAGGUUGAUUUUCUUUUUUGGUGGUUUGGGUUCUGUACUUUGUGCAUCGGAGCAUUGCUCUUUUGAGACUUCUGAAAGCAUGCUCCACACCUCAUCCCUCUGAGAUUUUGGAAGGCUCUUCAGAUUCUUAAAUCUUGGGUUGAGUGCUGUAGCUAUCUUUAGAAAUUUCACAUUGGUAUCUUCUUUGCAUUUUAUCAAAUUUGUAGCAAAAGCGUUCUUAAAAUGAACAUGUGCUGGGUCAUCAUCCGAGACUGCUAUAACAUGAAAUGUAUGGCAGAACACAGGUAAAACAGAGCAGGAGACAUAGAAUUCUCCCCCAAGGAGUUCAGUCACAAAUGUAAUUAACACUUUUUUUUUUUUUUUUUUUAACGAGUGUCAUCAGCAUGGAAGCAUGUCCUUUGGAACGAUGGCCGAAGCAUGAGAGGCAUAUGAAUCUUUAGCGCAUCUGGCAUGUAAAUAUCCAGUGCCAUGCGAACGCCUGUUCUCACUUUCAGGCUUUCACUAAAUCUGUUGGCAAUGUCUAUGAUCUUAUCUGCCUCAGUGGUCCGUGUUAGAGAUGGGCUCCCGCUAUCUGCCUCUACAGAUUAUGAGCAAAGCAUGGGAGUGCAGCAAUGUAGAAAAUAUUUUAAAACACUCUCGAAGAAGCUUGCUCAGCUUCCUGAUAGAUGUAUGCUGAAAGCUGGCCAGUAUAAUAUAAAUUUUAUUAGCUCUCUGGGAGUGAGCUACAUGAUGCUGUGCACUGAAAAUUACCCCAGUGUUCUGGCUUUCUGCUUCCUGGAUGAGCUUCAGAAAGAGUUCAUCACCACGUACAAUAUGAUGAGGACAAAUACUGCCAUCCGGCCAUACUGUUUCAUAGAGUUUGAUAAUUUUAUUCAAAGGACCAAGCAGAGAUAUAAUAACCCACGGUCUCUGUCGACCAAGAUAAAUCUUGCUGACAUGCAGACAGAAAUCAAGCUGAGACCACCUUAUCAAAUUUCCAUGUCUGAACUUGGUUCAACUAAUGGAUUUGCACACUUAUCUGCUGCAGAAUUUAAGGGUACUGGUAAGAUAUCUACUGCUCCUCAUCAACGACUGGAAGCUGUUACUCUGCCAGGGAUUGUUUCAUUUAUACUGAGCCUGUUAUGUGGGGCUUUGAAUUUAAUUAGAGGAUUUCAUGCCAUAGAAAGUCUUCUGCAGAACGAGGGUGAAGAUUUCAGUUAUGUCAUUGCGUUUUUCCUUGGAACAGCAGCCUGCUUGUAUCAGUGUUAUUUAUUUUUAUACUGCACAGGCUGGCGGAAUGUCAAAUCCUUCCUGACUUUUGGUUUAAUCUGCCUAUGUAACAUGUAUCUGUACGAACUGCGCAAUCUCUGGCAGCUCUUCUUCCACGUGACAGUGGGAGCGUUUGCAGCAUUACAGAUACGGCUAAGACAACCACAAGGGAAGUCCCCUGAUUACAAUGUCUGACCCAAGGCAGUCUCAGUCCACCCAUGGUUCCCUCUCAGGAAUGAAAAGCUUUUCUCCAAAAGAAGAAGUUGUGUUUUUUAUUUAUUUUUUUUUUUUUAAAGAUCAACACAAGAUGCCUGUGGACGUUUGUGACUUGAGAACUUAGAUUUAUCCUCAUUGAAGCCUGAAGACGCACACAAUACAGGAUUAGUGGAGGAAAAUGGGUCCUAUCCAUGCAGAGCAUUGUCCCUUGAGGACAAAUACAAAUUUGGAGGACUUGACUGAUAGCAGGAAAAAGCCUUCUUCAAAAGUAUGAUAAUGGAAAAAGAUAUAUAUACAGGGCCUGUUCUGCAUAUCAAGUGAGCACUCCAAUUCCAAAAUCAGUUUUGCCUUUGUGAGGCAGUAGUAUAGGCUGAAUACAAAGAUGCUAUUGCAUAUUAGCAGACGAUUGGAAUGAGUGCGUUACUAAAUGUGAAACUAUUGGAUUGCACAUUAAAUUUAAUGGGAUGCGUGUAUGUGUUUUCUUAAUUAAAGCCUAACCUGGAAACCAUCUGUUUAUGGGGAUUAGCUCCUUGGUCCCAGUGGCCUUCCAUGUAGUGCUGAGUUAACUAUAAAUCUUGGUAAAUAUUUUUUUCUGUAUAAUUUGUUUUUAAUGAUCUUUUGAAAGUGACCUUUAUGGACAAGUUUUAUUUAAGUAAAUAACCUAAAAUUCUG
This is a messenger RNA of Malaclemys terrapin pileata, 3845 nucleotides long. RefSeq names its product SEC22 homolog A, vesicle trafficking protein (gene SEC22A). The transcript is spliced from 7 exons. The coding region runs from base 2178 to 3152 and encodes 324 amino acids. The record is from RefSeq and is a predicted model, not a curated record. Gene Ontology annotation, biological process: endoplasmic reticulum to Golgi vesicle-mediated transport. NCBI's taxonomy places the organism in Eukaryota, Metazoa, Chordata, Testudines, Emydidae.